CAUGUGAGUGAGCAUACUGGAGAAUUUGGUUAGACAGAGAGAGAGAGAGAGAGAUAGUACAGAGAGACUAUUGAACUGUAUAAAGCAGAGGACAGAUGCAGUAGCAAUCAGGAUAUGUACUCAGAAGCAAAAGAAACUGUAACCUGUAAGUUGAUUUAUGACUGGUUGACCUGCUGUUGCCUGUUUGACCUGCAGCUUUCAGUGACUAGAGUUUAUGGACAGACUGAUCAAUAGGGAACUGCACCUCUAAAUUCCCUUUCAGCCUUCAAACAGCAAUUAUGACAACUGCCGCAAGACUUCUGGAUGAGCUUUGUCACUUAACGGCUCAGUCUCUAGAAUCACUGGAGCCUUUAGAUCACUUCCAAGUUAUUAAACUUCUUGGGGAGGGCUCAUAUGGAAAAGUCAAGUUAGCAGUGCACAAGAAGAGAGGAACCCCAAUGGCCCUUAAAUUCUUUCUGCGAGACGACACAUCUCUACUGUCAUUUCUGAGGGAAUAUAACCUGUCUUUGGCUUUCUGCACCCACCCCUCACUUACCUCUGCUUUAGGCAUCGCAUUCUCCACUCCUACUCACUAUGUCUUCGCCCAGCAACCUUGCCUCUAUGGCGACCUCUAUGAUGUCAUCGUUCCUGAGGUUGGUCUGGAAGAGAGUCGUGCCCAGGGAGUGGCUUCCCAGAUCAGUGGUGCCCUCUCUCACCUCCAUUCUCUUGGCUUUGUCCAUCGUGAUGUCAAACCAGAGAACAUCUUCCUAUGUGACCGUGAGUGUCGUUGGGUCAAGCUUGGUGAUUUUGGUAUGGUGAAGGCUGCAGGCACCAGGGUACCAUGUGUGUGGUACUGCUCCCCUUACUGCACGCCUGAGGCUGAGAUUGCAAGAAAAAAUGAGGAGAGCCAUUCGGGCCACUUGGGGGUGGACAACAAUGGGAACAAGCAAAAAGGGGACUCUGGAAAGACUCAAAGGAUUUUGGUGUCUGUGGAUCCCAGUACAGAUAGCUGGGCGUUAGGCAUUCUAAUCUACGCCAUGCUCAUGGGGAGCCUUCCAUGGUCUGAGACCAUUUCAGACAACCCAGCAUAUAAAAGAUAUCUACAAUGGACCAAUUGGGAAGGUUCAGCAUCACAAGAGAAAGGGUCAGAUCAGCCUGAAAACAUCCACCAGGUGGCACCGCAGUUUGCUGCGUUCACCCCUAUUGCAGCUCAUCUUCUUAGGUCCUUGCUCCACCCACAGUCCAGGCUUCGUGGCAGGCCAGAUGAGGUGGAAAAGUAUCUGGGAGGAGCCUGGCUAUUGGACAAGGAUGUCAGUGGGUGAUGCAUCAAAGGAAGGACAGGACCGAGAUUAGUAGGAUGUCGUCAUCUGGUCAUUCACUCCAUGGUGGGAACAAUGGUUGUCACUUUUUAGAAGUAGUUCAAGAUUAACAGGCAGUUUUUAUCAAAAGCCUGCCGUUUAAUAUGCUACAUAGAAGCAUUAUUAGUUGAGAGUUUGUUUUUCCAAAUGACCACUAUAGAUCUCAGCUGUAAACACUAAGAGCCAGAUUUACCAAACAGGGUAAGUUAGCAUGAGAGUGUAAUCCCAUAAAAGUGCCGACAUGAGUGGAAAGUUCUGCUGUUAAUCUACUGACAAUGUACACAUUAAAGAACACAGACCCUGAUAGAUUUUUUCGAAAAUUACCAAUGCAAUCUAGCGCAAAUUAGCAUCAGGUUUUUGGGCAUUACAUUAUGGCACAAAUACCAGUAAAUUGACUAGCACCAACCUUAGUAAAUCGUGUUGCGUGAUUCAUUUAAAUACUCUCCUCAUAAAUUUUGCACCUAAAUGGGAAACUACUACAAAUGCAAUAAGGUGUCCACACCUUUUCAGUGCUAAUUUUUCACUGUGUGCUUUUAGUAAAUCCUGACGGUAGUUUUUUAACACCAAAAGAGGGUUUGCCCUGGUCCAAGCUGUUAGUAAAUCUGGCCCUAAAGCUUUUAGAAUGCAUCCGAAGAUUUGUUAAGGGUUAUAUAACUGAAAAGGGGUACAAAUUGUUUCUAAAAACUUUCUAUCCUCCAAAAACUUCCAUCCACAGUCCAGCAACUGCUAACUGCAAAACAAUGUGCGUCCUACAAAUAUCAAUGCUAUACCAUGGAAUCCUUUCCAAAAGGUGCACGCGUCAGAGAAAGUUGUUGUUGUGAGAGGCAGUUAAUGUUUUUAAUAAAAGAUUACGAGGGCACAUUUAUAAUAAAUGUUACAGUAUUUUAUUCUGGACCUCCCACAUGCAUAAUGAAGCAGGAUCCCAUAGGGGUUUAUGGUGGAACUGUAGGGAACUUGUGGUAGAAAUUAUAGAAAUGUUAAUGUCAAAUUAAUGAAAAUAAAGGUUUAAAAAUUUAAACCAUACAUGAAUUAUUAAACAUCUAUUUUCAGCAACAUUUUGAACUGUAUCUGUUUAUAUAUAUCUUUUAUAUUUGCUUAACGUCAUAAAGAUUGGAAUGUUCA
Cyprinus carpio (common carp) is the source of this 2459-nucleotide messenger RNA. Its product is annotated as serine/threonine-protein kinase SBK1-like. Lineage: Eukaryota; Metazoa; Chordata; Actinopteri; Cypriniformes; Cyprinidae. The record is from RefSeq and is a predicted model, not a curated record. Gene Ontology annotation, molecular function: ATP binding; protein serine/threonine kinase activity. Gene Ontology annotation, biological process: peptidyl-threonine phosphorylation; peptidyl-serine phosphorylation.